Molecule: messenger RNA, 1113 nt
Organism: Knipowitschia caucasica
Lineage: Eukaryota; Metazoa; Chordata; Actinopteri; Gobiiformes; Gobiidae
Source: the annotation of a GenBank genome assembly
AUGGGAGGCAUAUUUCUGAACGGAAGACCUCUCCCUCAGCUCAAACGGAGAAAAAUGAUAGAACUGGCCUCUGAGGGAGUGCGUCCAAGUGAGAUUUCUAGAAUACUGCAGGUGUCAAACGGCUGCGUGAGCAAGAUCCUGAGUCGCUACCGCCGCACAGGACUCCUGGAGCCCAGGACUAUUGGUGGGAGUAGACCGCGACUCCUCACUCCAGAUGUCAUCCAGACCAUUAUCCAGUGUAAACGCGAAAAUCCCAACAUCUUUGCCUGGGAAAUACGGAAUCGACUUACAGCCAAGCAGAGCCUUAAAGGCCUCAAAGUUCCCAGCGUUUCUUCUAUCAAUCGCACCCUUAGAAAUAUUAACAUAAUGCAUGGGCCACUGAGUCUGGAGAUGAAUACGCAAGUUUUAUCUGAUCAUGAUGAAUUGAUAUUAAAAGACAAUGGUGAAAUCAAGAGCAGUCAAGAUAAUUCCAGGGAUGAUCCACACAGAUACCGCACCACCUUCACCCCAGUCCAGACCCAAGCACUUGAACAAGAGUUUUCUCUUUGCCAUUAUGCUGACAUGUCUACAAGGGGGAAACUUUCAGCUAUGAUCCAUCUUCCAGAUGACAUUAUCAAGAUUUGGUUUUCGAACAGAAGAGCCAAAUGGAGGAAAGAACAAAAUACAACAAAGCCUGUAGUCAAUAAACAGGAUUAUUCAUCUGUUGGUCAAAGUAAUACAAGCAGUGUUUCUUUGCACCAUGUAAGCACGCCUGGUGUUUGUCAUGAGUUUACUGACAGUUCCAUCCUAAGUCCAGUCUACGACCACAUCAAAAUAUCAAUGAACGAUGAGCAUCCACCAUCAGUUCCUGUACCUCAGCCUUACCUUCAUCAGUGGAACAAUGGACUGAUUGAAAACACAGAGAAGCCUCGUCUGGCUCGGCUCGACUCAGGACACAUGGACACAAGGCCAUAUCUCACGUUGCCUGCAGACACAAUGGGAAGGGAUUACAGCCCUCUGACAGAAUUCUGGAGCCUACACAGACCUCCUUUUACAUGGAGCCAAACAUAUGAGAGGAAUUUCUACUCACAACCUUGGGAGGUCAAGGAACAUCAAUACAUGGGUGGACACUAA